AUGACUGCUCCUGCUGCUACCGAAUCAAACGGUCCACAAACCUUGUAUGACAAGGUUUUCCAGGACCAUAUUGUCCAUAAGGAUGAAUCUGGAUCAUAUUUGUUGUAUAUUGAUAGACAUUUGGUUCAUGAAGUUACUUCUCCACAAGCUUUUGAAGGUUUAAAGAAUGCUGGUAGAAAAGUUAGAAGAGUUGAUUGUACCUUGGCUACAGUGGAUCACAACAUCCCUACUGAAUCCAGAAAGAAUUUUGUCGAUACUGCAUCUUUCAUUAAGCAAGCCGAUUCCCGUUUGCAAGUUCAAACUUUGGAACAAAACGUUAAGGAUUUUGGAGUCACAUUUUUUGGUAUGACUGAUGCUAGACAAGGUAUCGUGCAUAUUAUUGGUCCAGAACAAGGUUUCACAUUGCCAGGCACCACUGUGGUGUGUGGUGAUUCCCAUACUUCUACUCACGGUGCGUUUGGUGCACUUGCAUUUGGUAUUGGUACCUCUGAAGUUGAGCACGUCUUGGCUACCCAAACCAUUAUUCAGGCCAAGUCGAAGAACAUGAGAAUUUACGUUGAUGGUCCAUUGUCCCCAUCAGUGACUUCUAAGGAUUUGAUCUUACACAUCAUCGGUGUCAUUGGUACUGCGGGUGGUACUGGUUGUGUUAUCGAAUUCGCAGGUCAAGCAAUUGAGGAACUGUCUAUGGAAGCCCGUAUGUCCAUGUGUAAUAUGGCCAUCGAAGGUGGUGCCAGAGCCGGUUUGAUUCAACCAGAUCAAACUACUUUCGAUUACAUCAAGGGUAGACCUUUGGCUCCAAAGGGCGCUGAAUGGAACAAGGCUGUCGCCUACUGGAAGACUUUACACACCGAUGAAGGUGCUCAGUUUGAUUACGAUAUCACUAUUAAAUCAACUGAUGUCAUCCCAACAAUCACUUGGGGUACUUCUCCACAAGAUGCAUUGCCAAUCACUGCCUCUGUUCCAGAUCCGGCAACCAUCUCUGAUCCUGCUGUAAAGGCUACUGUGGAAAGAGCUUUGAAAUACAUGGGCUUGACUCCAAACGUUCCAUUGAAAGAACUUUCUAUCGAUAAGGUCUUUAUCGGUUCUUGUACCAAUGCUAGAAUUGAGGAUUUGAGAGCUGCUGCUGCCGUCGUUAAGGGACAUAAGAAAGCUGAUAAUGUUAAAUUGGCUAUGGUUGUUCCAGGUUCUGGUUUGGUGAAGAAACAAGCUGAAUCUGAAGGCUUAGACAAGAUUUUUGAGGAAGCUGGUUUCGAAUGGAGAGAAGCUGGUUGUUCUAUGUGUCUAGGUAUGAACCCAGAUAUUUUGGACCCUGAAGAACGUUGUGCUUCUACUUCCAACAGAAACUUUGAAGGCCGUCAAGGUGCUCUAUCUAGAACUCAUUUAAUGUCUCCAGCAAUGGCUGCUGCUGCUGGUAUUGCUGGUCAUUUCGUUGACAUUAGAGAUCAUGAAUACAGAAACAGCGAUGUUCCAAAGGUUUCCAUUGAGCAAGAAGCUGAAGACAAAAUCUUGCAAAAUGCUGUCUAUGAACACGAAAAAGAACCAAUCGAAGAGGGCGAGUCAGUGGAUGAACAAGUCGAUGAUCAACAAUUGGAUAUCCCACCUUCUGAUCAUGUAACAAAGGAAACCCCUCUCAAAGAUGCUCCAACAUCUGCUCCAAAAGGUAUGGAUCCUUUCCUAAAAUUGGACGGUAUUGCUGCUCCAGUUGACAAGGCGAACGUUGACACUGAUGCCAUCAUUCCAAAACAAUUUUUGAAGACUAUUAAGAGAACAGGUUUGAAGAGUGGUUUGUUCUAUGAAUGGAGGUUCACCAAAGGUCCUGACGGUAAGGAUGUAGAAACUGAUUGGGUCUUGAACGUUGAACCUUGGAGAAAUGCUGAAAUCUUGGUCAUUACUGGUGAUAACUUUGGUUGUGGUUCUUCCAGAGAACACGCACCAUGGGCCUUGAAGGAUUUCGGUAUCAAGUGUAUGAUUGCCCCAUCUUUCGGUGACAUUUUCUACAACAAUUCCUUCAAAAACGGUUUGCUUCCAAUCAGACUUCCUGAAGAUUUAAUCGUAGAAAAGCUUUCGCCAUUGGCAGAAGCUGGUGCUAAAUUGAUAGUCGAUUUACCAUCGCAGAAGAUCAUGGAUGCUGAAGGUAAUGUUCUUGUGGAUCAUUUCGAUGUUGAGCCUUUCAGAAAACACUGUUUGGUUAACGGUCUUGAUGAUAUUGGUAUCACAAUGCAGAAAGAAGAGUACAUUGCUAAGUAUGAAGCCAUGAGAAGAGACAGGUUCUCUUUCUUAGAAGGUGGUUCCAAACUAAUAAAACCUAUCAAGGGUACUAAGAAGAGUCCAUUUGGUAACAGGGCUCAAGAGUGGUAA
Kluyveromyces lactis is the source of this 2358-nucleotide messenger RNA. RefSeq names its product 3-isopropylmalate dehydratase LEU1 (gene LEU1). The record is from RefSeq and is a predicted model, not a curated record. The transcript has a single exon. Gene Ontology annotation, molecular function: 3-isopropylmalate dehydratase activity; 4 iron, 4 sulfur cluster binding. Bases 1 to 2358 code for a protein of 785 amino acids. Gene Ontology annotation, cellular component: 3-isopropylmalate dehydratase complex. NCBI's taxonomy places the organism in Eukaryota, Fungi, Ascomycota, Saccharomycetes, Saccharomycetales, Saccharomycetaceae. Gene Ontology annotation, biological process: L-leucine biosynthetic process.